UCAAAAUGUAAACUUCCGGUCACUCUUUGCUCUGUCUCACUUACACAAGGCGGUGACUUUUAAUCUGAGACUGACAGAACUCGCGGUGACCUAGCGUCCUGGACUUGAUGUAGUAGUUGUCCGUUAUAACCAGCUAGUCAUUACUGACAUGUCUCCCUCGUGACAACAGAUAGAUGGACUUUCCCUGGCUACUAACAUAAAGUAACAAUGAUUGUGGACUGAAAUAUUGCAACAGCAACAAAGAUGGAUGUCCUUGACACCCAAGACUACAGCCAGUUCGACAGCAUCAGCACCGACAGCAGCCCGCAGCAUCCAUCAGGGCACCGGAUGGAGAGGGGGUCUAUCCUGGAACCGCCCGUUGAUGACCAAGUCUAUUAUGUUUCAGAUGAUACAUAUGGAAUAUUUGCCAGUGGCCGUGACUAUGAGCCUGUGUACGUCACUCACAAGUACACAGAAAAGGAGAAGGAAACUCUAGCUUCCUUCGAGAGCUUGGAUUAUCUCCCCUCACACAGCUUCGUGUACAAACACUGGAUCAAGAGACAGCUCAUUACCAGGUUGGAGCUGGACCGAUGGCUGAUGAUGGGGAUGAUCGGCUUCGGAGUCGGCCUCAUUGGCUUCCUGCUUCAUCAGCUGAUUGAGGAGGUGGCCAAGUUCAAGUGGGAUACCAUACAGGGUUUCCUGGAUGACGAUAAGAUCGUUAUUGCCUGGUUGUUCGGUGUGGGCUACAGUAUCCUGUUCAUUGUCUUCAGCGCUGCAGUUGUUGUGUUCUGGAGACCAAGUGCAGGUGGCUCUGGCAUCCCUGAAGUGACCGGCUUUCUGAAUGGCACCAAUAUCCGCCAUAUCUUCAACCUCCAGACAAUGAUCGUCAAGUUCCUGUCAUGUGUGGCAGCCAUUGGUUGUGGGAUGCCAGUCGGCCCCGAGGGCCCAAUGAUCCAUUUAGGAGCCCUUGUUGGAGCAGGGAUGAGUCAGGCCAGGUCAGAGACACUCAGGAUCAAACUGCCAUUUUUCCAGCGGUUCCGGAACUCGGAGGACAGGAGAAACUUUAUCUCUGCCGGGGCGGCCGCAGGGGUGUCGUCAGCAUUUGGAGCGCCAGUAGGCGGGCUGCUGUUCGCGAUGGAGGAGGUGUCGUCGUUCUGGACCACGGCCCUGUCCUGGCAGAUCUUCUUCUGUUGUAUGAUCUCCACCUUCACCACCGAUCUCUUCAACUCCGCCUUCGAGGGAUUCAGCUACACCGGGGGUUUUGGCGAGUUCAAGCUGGAGAGAUAUAUUCUGUUCAACAUCAGUAAAGGUGUUAAUGUCAACAUCCUGAUGUUCAUCCCCACCGUCGUGGUGGGCGUCAUCGGUGGCCUCACCGGCGCCCUCUUCACCAUCAUCAACCUCAAGAUCACUCGCAGUAGAAAGAGACUCCUGUCCCGGAUUGCCAAAAGUUGGGGGCAGAAAACUUUCAGGCUUGUGGAGCCUGCAGUAAUAAUGGUGAUUGUGACUACCGUGGUGCUGUUCCUGCCAUCAGCCUUCUCCUGCUCGUCCUACAGAUGUAUAGAGGGGGCUACUGGCCCAGUUGUUUCAGACUGUUUAAAUGACACCCGCAAUGCGCUGCACAUCGAGUCAGCUGUAAAAACCUACACGUGUGUCCAGGGAGAGAAAUGGCAGGUCAACGAGACCACCUGGCACACCAAUGGGACUUACAAUGAAUUGGCCUCCUUGUUGUUUGGUACUCUGGAGACAGCCGUGAAGCAUCUGUUUUCUCGCGGGACCCACGUCCAGUUCGGCUACGCCACGCUGUUCACAGCCUUCCCCUACUUCUUCCUGGCCGUGUGCUGGUCCUCCGGCACCUCCGUGUCCUGUGGCAUGCUGGUCCCCAUGUUGUUGAUUGGAUCCUUAUAUGGUCGUAUUAUUGGUAUCGCCAUGGUUUCCAUGUUUGGAGUCCACUCUGAGACUACGGGCUACUGGGCGUGGAUGGAUCCAGGGGUCUUUGCUCUCAUCGGAGCCGCCUCCUUCUUUGGGGGCGUGUCCAGACUUACCCUGGCAGUCACUGUCAUCAUGAUGGAGCUGACUAACGAUGUGCAGGUUCUACUCCCGGUGAUGGUGGCGGUGAUGGUGUCCAAGUGGGUGGGAGAUUUCUUCACUCAUCCCAUCUUCCACGCCCACCUUGAGCUGAAGUGUAUUCCCUUCCUGGACACAGAGCCGCGGGUCAUGAACGAGGGGAAACUCCUUCAGUUGGAUCUGUUCUGCGCCCGAGAUAUCAUGUCGUCUCCUGUGGUGUCAGUCCACCAAGUGGAGUCUGUAGCUUCAUUAGCUGACAUGUUGCUAAGCAACUGUCAUGGUGGCUUCCCAGUGGUUAAAAGGGACAGGAACAAUGAAGAAGUUUUCUUCGGUUUAAUUACAAGGAAUGAACUGAUGGUGUUGCUGAUGCAUGAGGAGUUGUUUCAGUCGGACGACCACGUCGACUUCCACGAGGGUAACGACAUCACUUGGGUUGAUUACGAGAAGCUCCUGUUGGAGAAGAUGCCCAAACCAGAAGAUGCAGUAGACACAUUCAAGAGAUACCACGAGGACUCGAAAUACAGGGAUAUGUUUCUCAACUUGAACCCUUACAUCAACCAGUCAGCGCUCUCUGUGCAAGAGAAGUUCUCUCUUCAUCGGACGUACAUCGUGUUGAGGACACUCGGCAUGCGCCACCUGGUGGUGACAGAUGCAAUGAACAGGGUGGUCGGCUUCAUCACACGGAAGGACUUGAUGGGUUUCAGUAUUGAGGAGAAACUGAACUUAGUAAUGGAGAAACAGAUCGAGAUGCAGGAGCGUCUUCUACACGACCAGGAACUGCAUGGCUCCGAAUCGAUAUCAUAACAACCUGUCGUCAUUAGGAAAUGAGCAAUACAAGUGCUGUAUAACCAAUCAAAAGAGGAAAUAGUCUUUCUGAUUGAAUUUAAUCCAUCAAUUCCAAUGGAAUGGAAAAUAAAGACUGUUCAUUUUUGACAUAUAGUACUCAAAAGAAGUUAAGGAACACACAAUUCUCUCAUAUUACUGUAAAUCUUAAAAUUAAUGUGAGAGUGAAGUUAAUAUGAAAAAUACAAAAGGUCCUUUUCUCUCUACAAUUCCAAUGGGGUUGUGGGAGGUCGCAUGACAGAUUAACUUUAAUAAUAUGAAAGUAACUUCUUUGGAGUAGUAUAUAUAAAUAUAUAUAUAUCUUGAUGAGGUCAGGGUCAGAGGGACCUUGACAUUUGUAGUAAUAUGUUGAUAAACACUUAUGAUCAGAGUGACCUUGACCAAUAAUUUCUUGGUAAUAUUUGGGUUGAAUGACCUUGACUUUUGGUCAAGGUAAUGAUCAAAGUGACCUUGACCUUUAUGACAGCAGUCAGUGAGGUUAAAGUGACCUCAAUCUUUGUGUUGGUUUUUGGAUACACAAUGUGGAAUGAGUGAGAAAGGCAGUCUCUGAACAAAAGAAUGAUUGUAAAUGUUUUUAUACCUCACCAUGGUUAUUCCUAUAAGACAGUGGCAGUCCAUGUUGUUUGUGUUUGGUAGAAAUCUGCCAUCCAAUAGUUUGUUCUGAUUCUUUUUUUUUUCAGUGGUGGGGCAGCCUUGUGGUUAAAGCCUUCGCUCAUAACGCCAAAGACCCGGGUUCGAUUCCCCACAUGGGUACAAUGUGUGAAGCCCAUUUCUUGUGUCCCCCACCGGGAUAUUGCUGGAAUAUUGCUAAAAGUGGCGUAAAACUAUACUCACUCACUCAUUCACUUUUUCAGCCAACAUGUACAUACAUGAUAAGCAGCAUUAUCCACUGAAAAAUCAUCGACAAAUAUUGUGUGAAAGUGAUGAUCUUUUGAAGAGAAUAUCACGUUAAUGUUCCAUUUAUUAUUGGUCGGGAAACAAUGGUCAAAUUGUUCUCUGUCUGUAUCUGAAACAUCAUUGCACCAUUCAAUACUGACAUCAUUCCAUAUUCCGACCAGUAUAUGCCUGCUUCGUCUCUCUUUCAGACCCCAGGGCAUAUAUUUAAUAAAACAACACCCCCUUUCCUCACCCCAAUUCUCAGCUCUAGCAGCCUUUAUUCAUCCAUUUUUGUUAUAGUUCCUGAAUACUCAAGAAUUCCUUGUUGAUUUAGCUCAUUUUUACCUUAUACUUAGUUUUAUUAUGUGGUGUAAUCCCUGUCUAAAUGUCACGUUCUCUCUAUGUACAGCUGGGCAGGGGUGACUGAGUGGUGCUGACCGUCAUGUGUAGAGUUAUGGCCCUUAGUUCACAGGAUCUGCUAAUUGUAGGCUCUGAUCCAAAAUUUACCCUGAUCCUUAGUCUGGCAGGUCAAUACCACACUUACCAGCCAUUUGGGUUUGGGCAGGGUAUGAUAAGAUGCAUUAUGAUAAAGUGAAAUAUUUUACGAAUAUUGUCAAUGAACAUUGCCAGUAAUUUUUACUUAUUAUUGAUUUCACAAUCUGUCAUGGUGGGUGUGGCUCCUGUAGAGAUCAUGUUGGUUGAAAGAAGCAAUAUGUUGAUAUGACUAUGUGUAAGCCAGUAACAUCAUUCCUUUGUCACAUAGUUUCAGCUGGACAAGUUAAUAGAUCGUUAGAGUUCAGGCGAUUCAAUAUAAAAGAUGAUUAAUUUUGUACAAGAAAACAGCUUAUCAUGCUGAUGAAUUCUAAGAAAAUUUAAAUUACUUAUUUUAGGCCCCAGAUAUAAGAUAUUCCUAUUGGCCAGAAAUUGGUGAUGUUUCUGCAGUACCGGUGCUCAUGGAUGGCCCGAGAGAUAAAUGGGUCACUACCUGUGUCCUUGGUGCUGUCCUCCUUGAUAACCAAAUAAGGAUAUCAUAAAAUUCAUGGACCAAACAAAUAUUUUGAAUUAAUCGAACAUCAUUAAUGAUAGACUUUCUGAUUUGGUGAUAAAUGCAGAUGGUCCAUUUUCACGAACGCUAUAUACCUCUCUGGCUGAAGGUGUCCGAAACCGGAUGUUGAUAAUGCCAGAAUGUUUGAUGUCUCUGAUGAAGGUGUCAGAGACCGGAUGGUGAUCAUGCCAGAAUGUUUGAUGUCUCUGAUGAAGGUGUCAGAAAGUGGAUGUUGAUCAUGCCAGAAUGUUUGAUGUCUCUGAUGAAGGUGUCAGAGACCGGAUGGUGAUCAUGCCAGAAUGUUUGAUGUCUCUGAUGAAGGUGUCAGAAACUGGAUGGUGAUCAUGCCAGAAUGUUUGAUGUCUCUGAUGAAGGUGUCAGAGACCGGAUGGUGAUCAUGCCAGAAUGUUUGAUGUCUCUGAUGAAGGUGUCAGAAACCGGAUGUUGAUCAUGCCAGAAUGUUUGAUGUCUCUGAUGAAGGUGUCAGAGACCGGAUGUUGAUCAUGCCAGAAUGUUUGAUGUCUCUGAUGAUGGUGUCAGAGACCGGAUGGUGAUCAUGCCAGAAUGUUUGAUGUCUCUGAUGAAGGUGUCAGAAAUCGGAUGUUGAUCAUGCCAGAAUGUUUGAUGUCUCUGAUGAAGGUGUCAGAGACCGGAUGGUGAUCAUGCCAGAAUGUUUGAUGUCUCUGAUGAAGGUGUCAGAAACUGGAUGUUGAUCAUGCCAGAAUGUUUGAUGUCUCUGAUUAAGGUGUCAGAAACCGGAUGUUGAUCAUGCCAGAAUGUUUGAUGUCUCUGAUGAAGGUGUCAGAAACCGGAUGUUGAUCAUGCCAGAAUGUUUGAUGUCUCUGAUGAAGGUGUCAGAGACCGGAUGUUGAUCAUGCCAGAAUGUUUGAUGUCUCUGAUGAAGGUGUCAGAAACCGGAUGUUGAUCAUGCCAGAAUGUUUGAUGUCUCUGAUGAAGGUGUCAGAAACCAGAUGUUGAUCAUGCCAGAAUGUUUGAUGUCUCUGAUGAAGGUGUCAUGGGACACAGUUGUUAUGUUGAUAUGUUUUGUGCAAUAUGAAUGGCAUUCUCAUAUUCUUGUUC
This is a messenger RNA of Haliotis rufescens (red abalone), 5887 nucleotides long. RefSeq names its product chloride channel protein B-like. Gene Ontology annotation, molecular function: voltage-gated chloride channel activity. Gene Ontology annotation, cellular component: membrane; intracellular membrane-bounded organelle. Bases 244 to 2847 code for a protein of 867 amino acids. The transcript has 18 exons. Gene Ontology annotation, biological process: chloride transport; transmembrane transport. The record is from RefSeq and is a predicted model, not a curated record. Lineage: Eukaryota; Metazoa; Mollusca; Gastropoda; Lepetellida; Haliotidae.